Messenger RNA from Strongylocentrotus purpuratus (purple sea urchin), 3349 nucleotides. RefSeq names its product sulfatase modifying factor 2. The coding region runs from base 105 to 1250 and encodes 381 amino acids. The record is from RefSeq and is a predicted model, not a curated record. Gene Ontology annotation, cellular component: endoplasmic reticulum. Lineage: Eukaryota; Metazoa; Echinodermata; Echinoidea; Camarodonta; Strongylocentrotidae. The transcript has 9 exons.
CAAGAAAUUGCAUUGAAGAAGGUCUCACGGCGCGGCGGGCCACGGAAUUAUUAGCCACUUUUGCGAAGACUCUUCUUAUUCUUCAAGACGCCCCUGUUCGAGUAAUGAAGAUAGAAGUAUUUACCAUGUUGACCAUUUACUCGAGCCUUGCCUUUAUGGUGCUUAUAUCGCUGUCUCAUGCCUUAUCUAAAGACGAAGUUCCAGCCGAUCCUGUGUUUGAUAAGUAUGAAGAGAUGGUUGCGUUACCUGGAGGAAAGUUCAUGAUGGGGUCAUCGAAAUCAGAUGGCAAGGAUGGAGAGAGUGUCCAGAGAAAAGUCACUGUGAAACCUUUUAAAAUCAACAAGUAUCCUAUUACUGCAGCAUCAUUUAGGAAGUUUGUGAGAGCAAAGAAAUACAAGACAGACGCAGAGAAAUAUGCCUGGAGCUUUGCAUUUGAUGCGUUCGUUCCAGAGGCCAUCAAGAACACUAUUGAGCAGAGAUUACCUGGUGCACCCUGGUGGAUUCCAGUUCAGAAUGCUUAUUGGAGACAGCCAGAAGGUAAAGGAAGUGGCAUCGAGAAUCGAUUGAACUACCCAGCCGUUCACAUCAGCAAUGUCGAUGCUAGAGCAUUCUGUCAGUGGCAUGGAUGGAGGUUACCAACAGAACCAGAAUGGGAGUUUGCAGCUAGAGGGAGUCUAGAAGGCAAAGAGUAUCCUUGGGGAAAGAAAUUUGAAAAGAAUAGGAUGAAUAUUUGGCAGGGCAAAUUUCCCGAAAAGAAUACCAAGGCUGAUGGGUAUCAUGGCGUAAGUCCUGUUGAUGCAUUCCCACCUCAAAAUGAUUAUGAUCUGUAUGACAUGAUCGGCAACGUCUGGGAGUGGACGUCGACCAAAUUCAGUGCCACGCCCAGUGCCAAAGAUGACGCCCCCUCCCCUGCCGGAGAAGAGGAGAACCCCUCCCAGGUGCGCUUUGUCUUGAGGGGUGGCUCAUACAUCGACUCCAAAGAUGGAAAAUUCAACCAUGCUACUAGAGUCACAACAAGAAUGGGUAACGAAGCAGACGCUGGCUCCGACAAUUUAGGAUUCCGAUGUGCUGUCUCGUUACCUACUGGUACCAGCGAAAAGAAACCAAAGGGAAAGAAGAAGAACGCAGAUAAUGUUGCAAAAGAAGAACCUACAGUGACGGAGCUUCCAGAGGGUGCCAAAUUUGUGCGACCGAACCCAGCAGAUUUAAACGGGAAGGGAAAAAAGAAGAAGAAUCGAAAUGAACUUUAAUGAAAAUUUCCUGUUAUUAGUUUUAGUUAUUAACCAAUUUCAAUUCGGUAGCAAUACAUGUACAAUCCAAGGAAGAGGUUUACAGUGCUGUAUUUUAGGGUUUCCUUCUGAACUGAAAUGAUCUUUAAAGCCUUUCUGCACUAGUUUGGCCAGGAGGGAUUAGACCUCCCUGUCUGGUCACUGGCAGGUGGUUAUCUCAUUAAAUCAGCUCUCAAUCAACAUAAGAAAAAGGGGACCAUGGGGGACAAACGGUCACCGCUUAGGUAUUGUUUUUUAUAUAGAGGGCGCAAGCAUCUAUUAGUAGUGCAGUGGGGCUUUAAUGAACAUUUCCUAUUGUCAGUUUUAGUUAUUAACCAAUUUCAAAUCUGUAGCAAUACAAUCCAAGGAAGAGGUUUACAGUACUGUAUUUCAGGGUUUGGUUUUUAUCCUGUUUACUACUUAAUUGACAGAAUUUACGUAGGUUUAACAAAGGAUCUCCCAGUUACUGUUAAAAGCUAAUGUUUAGCAAAGCUGGUGCUAUUUCUGUAACAUGUUUUAAUGGGCUGUCCUAAAAAAUGAGACUUGUGCCGGUUUCUUGCAGCAAGUCCCAAGUUCUCCAUGUUUUACUCAUUAUGAUUUAAUUGAAUCCGGAAAAUAAAUAAAUAAUGUAAAUGCCCAACUGAGUGGUAAUUCCACCGGGGGAAAAAGCUGCACAAAAUUGUUUAAUGUGAUUUUAUUUAAUAUAGAUGUAUAUGAAUAUUUGUUUUUAGAGCAACUAAUGUCUUCUUCUCAAAGAGGUAAAGAAUAAGUGUUGUCAGGAAGAGAAAAUCCCUCCACUUCCAUGUAAACCUCUCCUUGGAUCUCAUUGGGGAAAUUAAUAAAUUUGGUGGACUUCAGAAGUAUUUUUUGUUGUUGUUAGUUUACUAAUUAUGUAUAGUUUAUUGUUACUUUUAUAUCCAUGUGGCAAAUGCCAUAGUCAAAGUUUAUUGUUUAUUUUCUAUUGGUGCCUUUAAUAGCAUUUUACCAAAGGUAUAAGGAAUUUGUCUGGUGGAUUCAUAUACAUUGUAUUUUGAAAAUGUUCUUUCCCCGUUCAAGCACAAUUUGUAAGGUCAUUUGAGAACAAGAGGGGUAUUAGCACAUUUUGUCAUUUCAUUAAAAAUCAUAAUGGAAUGAGAAGGGUGUCAUUACUCAAUAGGUCUUUGAUAUUACUAUAUUUAAGCAGUAAAAUAUUAAACAGAUUUAAAAAAGUAGCAGAACAGCCGGCUCUGUACAAGAACAUUUGAUAUUGUAUUAUCCCAUGAAUUGAAUUAACACCCUUCUGAAUCUUGUUGGACAUCGUAUGAUAAAGUUUUGAUACUCCUGAUUCAAUGUAGGUGUGUUUUCAACCAUCGGGAUAGACUUUACAGAAUAUAUCUGUAUUUAUUGUUACUUCUAUGAAGGUGAUGGUACACGUAUCUUUUUCUUACAAGUGAAUUUAAAGUUAUUUACUCUCUAUUCCUGUAUUUCAUAACUCCCACCUUUUUGUGUGUGGUUCUGUAACCCCUAAAUGCGAUGCUUGGCUAAAACUGUUACCCCUUGUUGGCAACUAUCUGUUAAUUUAAAUGGGAUCAGUUUCAUGUAUGAACCAGUCAUUACCCUGUGAAAAUACAAAAUUAUUCCCAUAGGGGUCUUGACCCUCCAGUUAAGACCUACAUGUACUGCUCCUUUUUCUUGGAUUUUUUCCUCCAAUAAUUGUGAAGAUUGGUAGUAAUCCUGAAAAACAAGCUGUUCUGCUCUAUUAUUACAACUGAUAGAAGUAUUGUACAAAGGGUAUUCACUCAAUGGACCUGUUUGUUAACUCCUCAUGGGAAUAACCGAUACAUUUCGUUAAAUUUGGCAAGAAAAAGGCAAGUUCAUGUAUCUGAAAUGAAUCUUUAUGUAUAAAUUGUACAUGUUAACAAGGAACCAUUUCACAUUGCAAAUAAAACUAUUGCCAGUUUGUUAGGAUAUUUGAAAGAACCUUCAAUGACAAUAUUGUAAAAGCUGACGACACAAUCAUGUUUGUCCAGAAUUUCCAUUCAGUGAAUCACAAUUUGUAUUAUAGCAUACAACUGGCAAUAAAAUAUAACUGUACAACAGUA